Salvia miltiorrhiza (redroot sage) is the source of this 699-nucleotide messenger RNA. RefSeq lists its product as uncharacterized. The record is from RefSeq and is a predicted model, not a curated record. NCBI's taxonomy places the organism in Eukaryota, Viridiplantae, Streptophyta, Magnoliopsida, Lamiales, Lamiaceae. The transcript has a single exon. Bases 1 to 699 code for a protein of 232 amino acids.
AUGGAGGCUGUGGCUGAGCUUUCUAACCACAUUUCUCAGUUCUCUAUUUUUGCUGGGACCGCCGAUAAGUGGAUUUGGACCGCCUCUGCUGAUGGUCGAUACACAACAAAGUCAGCGUAUCAAAUCAUCAAUCAAGUCACCUCAGAGAGCCCGACACUUGGGGUUGACAUUAAGUUACUGAAUUCGGUUUGGAGAGCAAAGACACCCCAAAAAACGUCUGCAACGGCAUGGAGACUCCUCUUAAACCGACUCCCAACAUGUGACAAUCUGCUGAGAAUGAAGAUCCUUGAGAACGAAGACGAAGCUACUUGUGGUGAAUGCCAUUCGCGAGGAGAAUCUGCCAAUCAUGUUUUUCUACAGUGUUCAAAGGCGGAGAUGGUGUGGAAUGAGAUCCAACAGUGGAUGGGUUUUUAUAUGGCACGGCCAGCUCGUAUUCAAGACUUUUUCGGUAUGUUCUCUUCAUUCCAGAAUGACAAGAAAAUCAAAUCUUUGUUGUUGUUGACUUGGGUUUGUACUAUUUGGAUUUUAUGGAAGAAGAGAAACGAGAAACGUUUUGAAAAGAAGGAGUGGGAUGCAAACUCCGUUGUUUUGGAGAUCAAAAUUAGGCUUUGGAGUUGGAAUAAGGUGUUUAGAAUUGUUGGCAAAGAGCUUGAUGUCCAAGCUUGGUGUGCUGCUGAUCUCAUUAAUUCCUUGUUGUAA